Benincasa hispida (wax gourd) is the source of this 1903-nucleotide messenger RNA. RefSeq names its product cyclin-D5-1-like. Lineage: Eukaryota; Viridiplantae; Streptophyta; Magnoliopsida; Cucurbitales; Cucurbitaceae. The record is from RefSeq and is a predicted model, not a curated record.
ACAAAGAAGAAAACAGAAAUUGAGGGAUUGAAUGAGAGAAUUGUUGAUAUGAUAUGAAGAGAAAAAUGGUAUGCGAUUGAAGAUCCAAAAGAACUCUAUAUCUCAUCCGCUUAUUUUGGCGGCAACGAAACCGCUAUUUUCGCCCGCCUCCCCACUCCCCAAAGUCCACUCUUUUCCCUCUUUUUUCCCUUACCUUCCCCUUCUUUCUCCCCCCCCCCCUUCUCCUCUCUCUCUAUUUCCUUUUUUUGCCCCUAAACUCAACUUGGGCUUUCGUGGGUUUACCAGUUAAGCUUCUCUACAUAAUUACCCACAUUCCCCUUUCUUAGAUUUUUCUUCUUGUUCGAAUGUACAGAGCAGCCGACGCCCAGAUAUGGGGUACACUACUGACCGUGCUUCUUCUUUCUCUCUUUCCAGUCUUUUGUGCCAAGAAGAUGCUUCUUUCUUGACUGACGAUGACCAUACUGACCAACCCACUUCCCCUUCCGACCCUCUUCCCUUCUUUUUUGCCGAUGAUGAUGAUGAGUAUUUUGAGAUCUUAGUUGCAAGAGAGACUGAGACUGAAUCUAGGACCCCUUUGCCCGUUAACGAUUCCCCGGCUGCAAUUCAGAGCUGGUUGAGGAGUGUCCGAUGGGAUGCUGUUGAGUGGAUUCUUAAAAGUCGGGUACUUUUUGGAUUUCAAUUUCAUACUGCGUAUCUAUCCAUCAGCUACUUCGAUCGAGUUUUAUCAAUCCGUAACCUACAAAAGAGGUCGUGGAUUUUCCGAUUGUUGGCUGUAGGGUGCUUGUCACUGGCUGCUAAGAUGGAGGAAUCUAAAACCCCUAAGUUAUCGAGCCUUCAAGUAGAGGGAUUUGAUAUGGAAAGCAAGGCAAUUCAAAGAAUGGAACUGUACAUUCUCAAUACUUUGGGAUGGAGAAUGAGCUCAGUUACUCCCUUUUCUUAUUUGCAGUAUUUAAUAAGAACGAUCUUUGUCGAUUCCAAUUCACAAGGAUUACUCUCUAAAGCUGCGAAGUUUGUAAUGGCGACAGUGAAAGAGAUUAACUUGGUGGAUCAUAGACCAUCUAUUAUAGCAGCUGCUUCAUUAUUAGCUUCAUCUGAUGCUCAGAUGACAAGAGAACAACUGGAGCUUAAAUUGAAAGCGAUAACUUCAUUUGGGUCUUUAGAAUAUGAAGAUGUCUUCUUUUGCUAUAAUCUGAUGCUAAAAACAGAGAAAGAAAACGUGAAAGAAGAGUUAACUGGCACUCCAUCGUCUUCAAUCUGCACCACCACACCUAAUAUUGUUGACAACCGUUCUGCUACCUCCGCGUCUGGUACUAAGAGUAAGAGACGACUCACAUUUGAGGACUCCAAUCCAGAUUGUCCAGAGAAGAAGAUUCAUCGGCCAUAGCAAAACGUAGUUUGGUAUUAAUAAUGAGAAUCUAGGAUGUUUUUCACUCCAACAUUGUUGUUCGAGAUAAAAUUUUGUUGAUCGAAUGAUUGGGGCUCCAUUUUUCCAAUACCCAAUAAAGGAUCCAGCAGUGACAGACAAGAAAAAUAGAAAUAAGGGAGAAGUAAAUAUGAGAGAAAGGGAUAGCUAUAGCCUGGAGAAGGGAGAGAAAGAAGAAGAAGAUGAAGAAGAAGCUGACCUAGUGCAAGAAAACCAUCAAAUUCCAAGAGAAUGCUUGAAGGUGACUGAAGGUUGUGGUUAUUGCUAAUGUUUUGUCUUCAUGAUCACUUGUUGUUGUCACUUGCUCUUUCAUUAUAUUUAUUUAUUUUUGUUUUAAUUCCUUCCAUUAUUUUUGUCAUCAUGAUCAUGAAUUUUAUUGUUAAGUAUCUGUUGCCACCCUACCUUUUGAUGGGAGGCUUGGGAUGCUUUCCCCUUCUCUUUCAAUACACUGGAGCUGAAAAGUUGUGCUUUCCUGUGUAA